Molecule: messenger RNA, 3612 nt
Organism: Neurospora tetraspora
Lineage: Eukaryota; Fungi; Ascomycota; Sordariomycetes; Sordariales; Sordariaceae
Product: sterol-sensing domain of SREBP cleavage-activation-domain-containing protein
Exons: 2
Coding region: 30-3512 (1160 amino acids)
Biological process (GO): SREBP signaling pathway; regulation of cholesterol biosynthetic process
Cellular component (GO): Golgi membrane; endoplasmic reticulum membrane; SREBP-SCAP complex
Molecular function (GO): sterol binding; protein binding
Source: RefSeq, a predicted model, not a curated record
CCCUUUUUUUCAUCUACUAUAGUAUAAUCAUGCUGACCUUCGGCAGGACAACCGAAGCCCCUGUGCUUCCUCCAGACCAUCCUCUGCGAACCGCCUUUUCGCGAUAUGGAACCUGGGUUGCCCGCCAUGUCAAGACAGUGCUACCCAUGUCGGUAGCGCUCGUCUUCCUCCUGCUUUAUCCCAUCUUUUUUCUCUACACGACAGACGCCACCAAUGUUACUAGCGGGGUGUCUAACCUUCCUCACCAUGUCUGGACUGAUGCUCAGCCGCUUAGUGAACGUGCUGUCGCAGAGCCCGACGUCAUCAUGCGUUCCAUCUGGGUGCACGGCAGCUACAUGAAAGCGCUAGAUCGCGAGAUUCUGCUGGGAGCUCUGGAACUGCAGAAUACACUCCUGGGACCGACCACCGACUUCAACCCUCGCCGACCGCACGCACCUCGUAUCUUACCCGAUGACCCUACGGUUGACAUGACUAGGGACCAAAGGGAUGCUUUCCAUGUCGUCAAUGGUUUGACGGAUCAGUCAUGGUUCUUCCACUCGCCUCUACAGUACUGGGGUGGUUCUGCCGAUAAUAUCGUUGCAGACAAGGACAUCAUCUUCACUGUCAACGAGAAGAAGACCCAGUCAACUUCGGUUAACGUAACUUUGCGGCACUCGAUUGUCUUCAGCGGGAAGCGUUUCGAAGAACGGAGACUUGUUGCGGCCGACGCUCUGGUUAUCACCUUGAUUCAUCUCAAGGAUUCACCCCUCGGUCGACAGUGGGUGAGAAACGCCGAGAGACUGGCUGCGCAGGUGCAUGACAAGUGGACAGUCAUUCCGCAUGACGGCAAAAGCAUGGCGAGCCAGUUGUACGAGUUCCAGUUUCGGCCAAUGUCAUGGCCUGACUGGUUUCUCUUGACCAUCGCUUACUCCCUCACCCUGUUUUACCUCCUUCUCAGCCUUUCCAAGCUCCGCGCCGUCAAGUCCAGAUUUGGGCUCAUGGUUACUAUCCUGGCACAGAUCGCGGCUUCGAUCGGCUCCAGCUUGACAAUCUGCGCCAUCUUUAAGAUCGACCUCUCUCGCGUUCCAUACUAUGCCUACCCGCUUGUGGUUCUGGCUAUCAGUAUGGAGAACUCUUUCCGGCUGAUCAAUGCCGUCAUCAUCACCUGUUCGUCCAUCAGCAUCAGCGAUAGGAUAGGAGAGGCUUUCGGCCAGACCGCUUAUGUUGCCGUCGCCAACAGGUUGCAGAACCUGGCUAUCCUCCUCGGCCUUUCCAGGAUCACGUUCCCGGGUGUUGCUGCGUUCUGCACGUUUGCUGCAGUUGCCAUUGCCUUCGAUUUUCUCUACCUCGCAACCUUCUUCCUAGCGGUUCUCAGCGUGGAUGUGCGCCAGCGAGAACUCUACGAGCUAGAAAAGGCUUCGGUGAGAAAAACCAACGCCGUCGAUGAGACCACCUUGCUCGAUCGUAUCCGCCGGAUUCGCCAUAGUGGGGCGACCGUAUCAACUCGGGUUGCUGGUACCAUUGUCAUUCUUGGCUUCAUCUUGCUUGCGCAGUCUCACUAUGCGCUAGAGAGCGGCAGCCAGUGGCUCAAUUGGAUAAUCACGAGAUCGUGGAGGGUCGCCGAACCUGUCAUCUCCAAGUCCUCACUCUUGGUCGACAUCCAUCAAGCCAGAAGCCCCACGUCGUGGCUCCGCCUCCAGGACCAUGAAACUGCGCGAGAAGUCAUCAAUGUGGUCAAACCAUGGGCGCACAGUUACGUUGCGCGCGUGUACGAACCACUGAUUUUUGUGGCAAAGGGCGCCGAUCGCAUUCCCCACAGCCCGGAACCAAUGUUCUUGCCAGCUGUGUACGACUUCAUUCACAACGAGAUUCCGCGCUUCGUGGUAUUCAUGUUGACGCUGGUGGCCCUGCUUCUGCUUCUUACCAACUACCUCCUGCAGGGCAAUGACAAGCAUGCAGGUGAUCCUGACCAUCCUGAUAAUGAGCCUCUGCUGUCAGUGCGCUCUCUCAGCCAUGGCCAUGACCUUGAUGUCGUCAAGAUGGCUGUUUCACCCGGAAACAAGCUUGUUUCGGUGGGAUUGGACCGGAACAUCCAAAUUUGGGACGUACCCCUGAACUCGCGAACGCGCGUAAUGUCAGAUUCCGAAACUCCUCUGGAGAAUCCGUUCCCGGUCUUGGCUAUGGCCAUAGAUGGUGACUCGAAGUGGUUGGCUUUGCUGACAUGGCAGAGGGUCCUGCUUUGGGAUACUGAAGAGCAGCAGUGGGGAUUAUCGAUCGAGGUCGAACUAGGUGGCCACAAACCUGAAGCCGUGUUCUUCAACUAUGCGAACAAGAAUUUGGAUUCGCCGUCUCUUGUCAUCGUGAGAAAGAACGGCACGAUGUUUGAGCUGGACCUUGAAGGUGGGGCAUCCAAGGAGUUUACUAUAUGUAAGACUCCUUUUGCCAUGGCGCUGCCAUUUGCAGAGCUCACCACUCAAAAUCAACUCAGCCAGUCGCUUUCCAUCUUGACACUAUCACGUAAAAGCUGCAUCCACAUAGCAAGACAGCAAGCCGGCGGGUGGACUUCCAAGGAAGUGAAGAUCACGACAGGCGAGGCAAAGGACAUCCACUCUAUCGUCCCUGCACCUGACCUGUCCAUGUAUCUCAUCUGCAGAUCCCGCUCGGUUGACCUAGUCGAUCUUGAAUCGUCGGCCGUCAUCCAGACCUUCAACACCGAACUCAUGGAGCCACGAUCAUUGAAGCUUUUGCUCUCCUCUCGUGGAGCCCCGCAACACGGGCUGCCGCCGUUGUCGCUAUGCUACAUCAGCUUGGAGACGGGCGAUCUCGUGAUUCAGACCUUCCACCGAGCAGACGAGGCCGACCCCAUGCAUCACCCCAAGGAUUAUGCCCCCGAAGCGCCUCGCCAGCCAUGGGAUGAGGAGAAGGAAGUAAAGAAGCGAAUUGAGAACCCAGGCCGCUGGGAGAUGCUCCCGAACGGAGGUAUCGUAGGUGUCAGACGAGUACCUGUGGCAUCUUCGUCGUCGUCGUCACGGCGUAGAAGCUUCCAGGCGGUGUCGUCAGGAGCCGGAGUUGGAAGUGGUUUGCGACGACGUGGAGGAGCAGCAGCAGCAGCAGCAGCAGCAGGAAGCAGCACAGCUGACGCCACUGAUGCCACAACUCCAGACAUAGGCACGACGAGAUGGGAGGCCUGGGCCUUUAACAACCUCGAAAGUGCCAAGACAAAGGGGAUCGAGACCCAGCCGCUUGACCAACAAGCAGACGAGGAGGAUACGAUGUAUGAUAACUUGUUGGUGUCAGAGCUGGGGCCCAUGGUGAGGCUGGGCACCGCGAGUGUGGCGGUGGGGCUUGGAAAUGUGAUCAAGGUGAUCAGUGUUGGACACGAGCAUUUUGAUAAGGUGGUCACGAGGGACCGGUUGACGGCGGAGAACUUGAGGAAUCAGAACUUUGGUAGACGGAGGAAGACGGGGGUGGCGGCUCAUAGAACAAGGGGAGGGUUGGGAGGAUGUGGCGCGGCUCCUGGUGCUGGUAUUUGAUUGUAGAGAUAGAAAAGGUAACUAGAGUUGGAGUAACGGGUAUGGGAAUGGGGAAUGGGGUCAUUGAUAUAAAGUAGAAAUACCAAUAUGCUCUUUGCUG